Symbiodinium pilosum is the source of this 807-nucleotide messenger RNA. Lineage: Eukaryota; Dinophyceae; Suessiales; Symbiodiniaceae. The record is from the annotation of a GenBank genome assembly.
AUGGAUGCUUUCCUCAAAUUCGUGCCUGCACUUGAGGAAAAGCAUCGCCAGUGGCAAUUGGCGCAACACACUUUUUGGACCAUGGGAAGCAGAGCGGCUAAUUUGCCGAACUUUCCCUGUGAGCAGUGCUGCAACAUCUUCAACCGCGUGCUCGCUGCCGCUAAGCAGUGGGAAGUUUGCCUCGUGCUUCUGGAUACGAUGUGCUCGCACAGGAAAGCCCUGGCCACCCCUGAUGAACUUGCAGUUCUCGACUACAACCUGCUCCAGACCAGCAGGCCAGGAUCCCCACAAAUUCUGGCUGCAAGGCCAGGCAUAGUGGCGGUUGCCAAGCCUCCGGAUCAGAGCUCAGAAGACAUCUUGAAGAAGCUGGCAGAUGGAGUUCUGCAAGCCUCAGGCUCCCAGAACCUGGCGCAGUUCACCUCUUGCUCGCGCCUGGACCUCCCCACUUCUGGUGUAUUAGUGGUUGCCCAUGGCAAGCCUGGAUCUCCUGCAGCAAAUUGGCUUCAGGCGCAAUUUGCCAGCCGCUUCAGUGUGGGCAAGAACUACCUUUGUUUGUGCUUCGGGCAACCGCUUGGGGAUCCGGGUACGGAAGGCGAGAUCAACACACCGCUCCUUGUGAUGAGUGGUGAGGGCAUGUCGGGCCUAGCAGUGCCUUCUGACCAGGGCCUCGAGGCAUGUACUCAGUAUGAAGUCCUGGCCAGCUAUCCCAUAUCUAGAAUCUCAGCACAGGAUAGUGACGCGGCAGACACCAACGAAUUCAUAUACCUCCGUGUGCACCCACUCACAGGCCGCAUGCACCAGAUCCGA